Carica papaya (papaya) is the source of this 3204-nucleotide messenger RNA. The record is from RefSeq and is a predicted model, not a curated record. Lineage: Eukaryota; Viridiplantae; Streptophyta; Magnoliopsida; Brassicales; Caricaceae.
AUGGAAGAGGAAAUCAGGAUGAUCGAGAAAAACAAUACCUGGUCUCUGGUAAAAUCAAGUGCAGACAGAAAGUCUAUUGGAGUAAAGUGGGUGUUCAAGGUGAAACUGAAUCCGGACGGGACAACAAACAAGCACAAGGCACGGCUUGUGGCAAAGGGGUACUCCCAGCUUCUAGGAAUCGACUACACAGAAACUUUUGCUCUUGUGGCCAGAUAUGAAACAAUUAGACUCAUUCUGGUCAUGACAGCUCAGUUUAGUUGGAGUGUGAUGCAUUUGGAUGUGAAAUCAGCCUUUUUGAAUGGCAAGCUGAAUGAAGAAAUUUAUAUUGAGCAGCCACCGGGGUUCAUUCAACCUGGAAAGGAGAGACACGUCUAUCUUCUUCACAAGGCCCUAUACAGCCUCAAACAGGCUCCACGAGCCUGGUAUGAUAAGUUAAAUACAUAUUUACUUCACUAUGGGUUUGAGAAAAGCAUGACAGAAACUAUAUUGUAUGUGAAUAAAGAUGAAGACAGACUUAUUACUGCAGUAUAUGUUGAUGAUAUACUAGUAACAGGCAGCAACAAAAGAAAAAUGAUAGAGUUCAAGCUGAAAUUGGAAAAUGAAUUUGAGAUGUCUGAUCUUGGAGAGGCUACCUACUUCCUGGGAAUGGAGAUUCAUCAAAGCAGCUUGGGUAUUUUUCUUUCACAAGGCAAGUAUGCUAAAGAAAUCCUAAAUAAAUUCAACAUGGAUCACUGUAAAUUAGUGUCUACACCACUGAUAUCCAACCUGAAGUUGUCAAAGGACGAGAAAGGUAGCAAAGUUGAUGAGGGGAAUUACAGAAGUCUGAUUGGGAGCCUUCUGUAUCUCACGGCUACUAGACCAGACAUUCUAUUUGCAGUGAGUUUGCUUUCAAGGUACAUGGCCUCACCGAGGGAAUCACACUUACAAGCUGCUAAACAUGUGCUGAGGUACUUGAAAGGAACCUGGAACUUUGGUGUUCAAUUCAAAGCAAGAGCUGAGGGUGGAUUGGUCGGCUACAGUGACAGUGAUUGGGCAGGAAGCGUGGAAGAUGCACGUAGUACAACUGGGUACUUGUUUAAACUAGGCUCCAGUGCUUUCUCAUGGGCGUCUAAGAAACAGGAUACUGUGGCACAGUCCACAGCUGAGGUUGAGUAUGUAGCUACAGCUACAGCAGCUAACCAAACAAUUUGGUUGAGGAAAGUGUUCAAUGAUGUAAAGCUGGACAAACAAACACCUACAGUGUUGUAUGUAGACAAUAAGUCUGCAAUUGCCAUUGCGAAAAAUCCUGUAAUGCACGGGAGAACUAAACACAUCAACGUUAAGUAUCAUGCUAUACGUGAGGCAAAGUUCUUAAAAACUGACUUGGAAGGAUCUAAAGUGAUAAGAAAGGAAGCUAGAAAUGCAUUACUGGAACUUGCAAAUGAUAAAUUUUAUCGCAUUCUUGUCAUAGAGGAGGGUCUGGUUCCUGUGCCAAUAAUUGGUGGUGCUGCUUAUAGUUCCUACAAACCUGGUUUGCAUUCUUGGCCCAGCUUACCUGAUGGCACUGAGAUCGAGCAGACUUCAAAAGGUCCUUCCAGAUUUGGUGCUUCUGAGUUGCUUCUUGGGCUGAAUGUUGAUGAGAAUAUGCACAUGGAAGAAGCCAAGAUGAAAGCAAUAGUUGGACGAACACAGCAACAAUUUCUUGCACGUAUUGGAGCUAUAGAAUUGGAAGAUGAAAAAAAACAGAAAUCUGAAUUUAUCAAUGAACAUAUGCGAGUUUCAUUCAAAGAAGCUGGGGCUAUCGAGCAUUUGGUUCGGCUCUUGGACCAUAGUAAUGAUGCUGUAAUAUUGCAUGUUACACGGGCUUUGGAGAGGUUAUCCAUCAGUCAUGUCGUUUGCCAGAUAAUUGAAGCUGCAGAUGUCAUCCAUCCUCUAGUUAAUAUCCUAAAGCGUGCAGAGAUAUCUGAAGAUGUAAUGGAAAAGACCUUGGAUAUACUUGCUCGGAUCUUAGACCCUACUAGGGAAAUGAGAUCGAAGUUUUAUGAAGGACCUGUAAAUGGAUGUAAAAGAGGGCUAGAGGCAGCGAAAAACCGUGAUGAUUCUAUUGUAUUAGAUGAGGAUAAGACUGAAAUAUCCACUUCAACAUCAAAAGGCAUUUCCAGGAAAGAUGUGCGGGACUCUGCAUUCCUUGCUCAACUUGUCAAGAUUAUGAAGAUUGCUUCCCCAAAUCUGCAAAGAAAAGCAACUUCCAUCCUUGAGUUUGUGUCAGUUGUUGACCCAAGCAUGGAUGCUAUCAUUUCAGAGGAGGUUGCAUCUGGUUUAGAUGCUGUUUUCCAACAGAAGGUCUUUACAGACAUGGAAUCCGAUAUAGAAGCCCAGCAACCGGAAAAGUAUGCCCUUGAAGUUGAAGAAGCUGGUCUUGCUAUCUCUGCGGCAUCAAGGUUGCUAAUAAAACUGCUUGAUUCUGAGCAAUUUUGCCGGACCACAAGUUUUCCUCAUUUAACUAAUUUGCUCCGGAAAAUUCUCAAGUCGAACAUCCCGCUCCAUAACAAGGACUGGGUUGCUGCUUGUCUAGUUAAACUAAGAUCUCUGUCCAGUCCUGACCUCAACUCUGAGAGUCCAGUCAACAUAGAGGUAACUCGUUAUGAGACAAUUCCAAGACUUAUUGAGCAGAUAAAGUCCUCAUUCUUGCCAGAAGCACAGGAAGCUGCUGCAGUGGAGCUCAACAGAUUAAUAUCCGAAGAGGUGGUGGAUCUCACUCAUGCUGUUGCCGCAGAGGGGGGUAUAUUUGCACUCGUGAAGCUUCUCGAACAAGGGAGUGAGAGGGCUGUAGAAGCUGCCUUGGCUAUAUUGUAUAACAUGAGCAUGGACAGUGAGAACCAUUUGGCAAUUAUAGCUGCAGGAGCAGUGCCAGUGCUGAGGAGGAUCGUUCUAUCAGAGAGGCCACAGUGGAGACGAGCACUUCGGUUGCUGAGGACUUUACCUACAUGAUGAGGCUAAUCAUGGAGUAAAUGACUUGAAUAAUUUGAAAAUGAUUAUAGAGUUGAAUGUAUUAACCCGUGAUGUGAGGUUGAAAGUUAUAUCUUUCGAUGGUAGUUGCUGAGGGUGUACAAACAUUAUUAAUGUUCUUGACAUGCUAGUUACACCCGAGGUACAAUUGGUUUUUUCUCUUUCAUUUUCUACUUUACAAAAUGAAAGAAUUCAAGCAGUUUACUUGAUUGUCAA